UAUACACAGAUUCAGUCUUUCACGGAUCUCAACUUAGCCCCACACUUCACACUACUUAAGUUGCCUUUUUCUCUUACAAACUGAAACUGGGUUUCCCAUUUUUUGUAUUUUCCUAAAUUUUUAGAUUUUCCAUGGCAGCUCCCUGAACUUGAAGAGAGUACUGUAGUUUACCUGAGGUUGUGAACAAGCUCUUACAGACGCAUUUUCCCACUCUGUUAUCGUGUAUAAGUGUACUAUGCUUGAUUAUGUUCCUUACUUUGUCCUUUUCCUUUGAAGUUCUUGGUAAAGUCAUCUCCUUUCUAUCUUUGGGAUAUAAUUUCUCUUCAAUCUUCACAAAGAAGGCUUCUACAUCUUUAGGAAGGAAUUGAGACUUGGUUUUGGAAAUGUUGAGAUUGCACUUGCAGUGAUAACAGCUCUCUAGAACCAUAUCUUGUUUCAAAGCUUCUGCUUUUCAUAUCCUAGCUUCUAUUGCCAUUCCAUAAACUAGAAAAAUGCAGAAGCCUCCUCAGCCUCAAGAUUUUGCUUUGAAAGAGACCUCGCCAAACAUUGGUGCGGGCUCGGUCACCGGUGACAAGCUCUCAUGCACCUAUGACCUUGUUGAACAGAUGCAAUACCUUUAUGUUCGUGUGGUCAAAGCAAAGGAUUUACCUGCAAAAGAUGUUACUGGUAGCUGUGAUCCCUAUGUUGAAGUGAAACUUGGAAACUAUAAGGGAGUUACUAGGCAUUUUGAGAAGAAGUCCAACCCUGAGUGGAAUCAGGUGUUUGCUUUCUCCAAAGAUCGACUUCAAGCUUCGUUUUUGGAAGCUGUGGUGAAAGAUAAGGAUGUUGUGCUAGAUGAUUUCAUGGGCAGGGUUAUAUUUGAUCUCAUUGACAUCCCAAAACGCAUUCCACCAGAUAGCCCAUUGGCACCACAGUGGUAUAGGCUGGAGGAUAGGAAGGGGGUUAAGGUCAAGGGAGAGCUGAUGUUGGCUGUUUGGAUGGGAACUCAAGCAGAUGAGGCAUUUCCAGAUGCGUGGCAUUCAGAUGCUGCAACAGUUGGGCCGGAGGGUGUCAAUAACAUUCGAUCAAAGGUAUACCUCUCCCCCAAGCUUUGGUAUGUGAGGGUCAAUGUUAUUGAAGCUCAGGACUUGCUACCUAAUGACAAGAGUAGGUACCCGGAAGUUUUUGUGAAGGUUAUGCAUGGAAAUCAGGUAUUGAGGACUAGAAUAUCACAGAGUAAAAGUAUUAAUCCAAUGUGGAAUGAAGAUUUGAUGUUUGUUGCUGCUGAACCGUUUGAGGAACCUUUGUUUCUGACUGUGGAAGAUAGAGUGGGAUCAGGCAAAGAUGAAAUAUUGGGGAAGUGUGUGAUUGCUUUACAGAAUGUGCAGAGGAGGUUAGACCAUAAGCCUGUGAACACUAGGUGGUUUAAUCUUGAGAAGCAUAUGAUCAUAGAUGGGGAACAGAAGAAGGAUAUCAAAUUUGCCAGCAGGAUUCAUUUAAGGAUUUGUUUGGACGGUGGAUAUCAUGUUUUGGAUGAAUCAACACACUACAGUAGUGAUCUUAGGCCAACAGCAAAGCAGUUGUGGAAGUCAAGCAUUGGGAUUUUGGAGGUAGGCGUUUUAAGUGCCGUGGGACUGAUGCCAAUGAAAACAAAAGAUGGCCGAGGAACCACAGAUGCUUAUUGUGUAGCUAAAUAUGGGCAGAAAUGGGUUCGAACGAGGACGAUUGUGGACAGCUUUAAUCCUAAGUGGAAUGAGCAGUACAUCUGGGAGGUUUUCGACCCAUGUACUGUCAUCACAAUGGGGGUUUUUGACAAUGGUCAUAUACAUGGGGGUGAUAAAGGGGGAAAGGAUUCAAAAAUUGGCAAAGUGAGAAUUCGGCUAUCUACGCUUGAAGCUGACAGGGUUUACACGCAUUCCUAUCCUCUCCUGGUUCUACAUCCAUCUGGGGUGAAGAAAACAGGUGAAAUUCAGCUGGCAGUGAGGUUUACAUGCUCAUCUUUGAUUAAUAUGUUGCAUAUGUAUUCACAUCCGUUGUUGCCAAAAAUGCACUACAUUCAUCCAUUGUCUGUAAUUCAGCUUGAUAGCUUGAGGCACCAGGCUAUGCAGAUUGUCUCAAUGAGGCUGAGCCGGGCUGAGCCACCCCUGAGGAAAGAGGUUGUAGAGUAUAUGCUGGAUGUUGAUUCACAUAUGUGGAGCAUGAGAAGAAGCAAGGCCAAUUUUUUCAGAAUAAUGGGAGUUUUAAGUGGGUUGAUUGCAGUUGGAAAAUGGCUUGAUCAGAUCUGCAAUUGGAAGAAUCCUCUUACAACCAUUUUGAUUCAUGUCCUUUAUAUUAUAUUGGUUCUUUACCCGGAACUAAUUCUUCCCACUAUUUUUCUCUACCUAUUCUUGAUUGGAAUUUGGAACUUCCGGUGGAGGCCAAGACAUCCGCCUCACAUGGACACCCGGCUAUCUCAUGCUGAUGCUGCUCAUCCUGAUGAACGAGACGAAGAGUUUGACACAUUCCCAACUUCCCGGCCAUCAGAUAUCGUUAGGAUGAGAUAUGAUCGACUAAGAAGUAUAGCGGGGAGGGUUCAGACUGUUGUUGGUGAUCUGGCAACUCAAGGGGAAAGGUUUCAGUCACUUCUGAGUUGGAGAGACCCAAGAGCAACCACUCUGUUUGUAACUUUCUGUUUGAUUGCUGCCAUAGUUCUCUAUGUAACCCCAUUCCAAGUUGUGGCCCUUCUAGCAGGCAUAUAUGUGUUACGGCAUCCCAGGUUCCGCCACAAACUUCCUUCAGCUCCACUCAACUUCUUUAGGAGGUUGCCUGCAAGAUCAGACAGCAUGCUUUGAGCACAACUGGCCUUCACUUGUCUCCUUUUCAUCAUUGGAUCUGUGUUUCAAAGUCGUGCAGAUGCUGAAGCAGGGUGAAAUAGUUACCAAUCGGCAAAUUUCAUUUUAUGAACUUGUUUAUGUUUUCAUAUUUAAAUUCUGUUUAUUGUAAUCAAUGCAUUUCAAUUUGUAGGAUUCAAUUUGAACAUAGCCAGUGCAGAACCAGAAUCUGAUAUAACUGUGCAACUCUAUAUACAAAAUUUGGACUUGGUGCUCUUGAAACUAUAUAAGAAUGAGACAUCCAAUAUCUGCUUUCAA
Molecule: messenger RNA, 3107 nt
Organism: Prunus dulcis (almond)
Lineage: Eukaryota; Viridiplantae; Streptophyta; Magnoliopsida; Rosales; Rosaceae
Product: FT-interacting protein 3-like
Exons: 2
Coding region: 492-2810 (772 amino acids)
Source: RefSeq, a predicted model, not a curated record